UGUCUUUUUAGUUCUUCCUGUGGAGAUAGCAAUCAUCUAUCUGACUGGUCAGUUUGGAACGCGCAGUCCUUCAUGUGAUCGCCUCUUCCUUUCGCCUAAAGCGGAAACUGCUCACCGGAAGUACCUGUUUUACCCGACCCCUCCCGGCUGUAAAACGGAAAGGUUCGGAAUUUGCGUCUGCGUCAUCUUUUUUUGGCUGUUACCUGUGACGUCGUUGGAAGCAGAAUCUGAAACUUUCUGAGGAGAGCAUUUGGGCUUCAGAUUUCUAACAGUCUGUGUGCCCAGCUGAGUUUGUUGAAAGCCUUGGUCUCUGAAGUCCUAAAUGCAAGAAAGCUAUAGAGGAAGGAGUUGGGGAUCGGAGGCCAUACACAUUAAGACUGCAAGCUAUCCAAGAUAAAUUGACUCCCCAUCCUGCUUAGAGCCACUUCCAUCACUCAGUAAAAUCUCUGCAUUCACCAUCCUUCAAGUCCAUGUGACCACAUUCCUCUUGGAUACCAGACAAGGACCCAGAUGCGGGUGCACUAGGCUGUCACAGUGACUCUCCACCUCUUUGCAACAAAAUAGACCAGUCAACUGCAAUCCUUCAUGAUGUUUCCCUUGGCCAGAAAUGCACUAAGCAGUCUCAAGAUUCGAAGCAUUCUGCAAAGUAUGGCAAGACAGAGCCAUGUAAAACACUCACCGGAUUUUCAUGAUAAAUAUGGUAAUGCUGUGCUAGCCAGUGGAACCGCUUUCUGUGUUGCUACAUGGGUGUUUACAGCCACUCAGACUGGAAUAGAAUGGAACCUAUCCCCUGUUGGCAGAGUUACUCCAAAGGAGUGGAAACAUCAGUAACCAUCACAGUUGCUGUAAUGAGAGAAUUGUUUAAAAAACCAACUUGUCAUGUAAGCACUCUACUGCUUAUUAAAAUAUAGCACAAUUGAAAAAAUAAAAUAUGUUUUAAAUCUUUAAAAA
Messenger RNA from Symphalangus syndactylus (siamang), 951 nucleotides. It is a transcript of the gene COX7B2, whose product is annotated as cytochrome c oxidase subunit 7B2. Gene Ontology annotation, biological process: mitochondrial electron transport, cytochrome c to oxygen. Lineage: Eukaryota; Metazoa; Chordata; Mammalia; Primates; Hylobatidae. Gene Ontology annotation, cellular component: respiratory chain complex IV; mitochondrion. The record is from RefSeq and is a predicted model, not a curated record.